This is a messenger RNA of Gigantopelta aegis, 1935 nucleotides long. Its product is annotated as ankyrin-1-like. The record is from RefSeq and is a predicted model, not a curated record. Gene Ontology annotation, molecular function: protein binding. Lineage: Eukaryota; Metazoa; Mollusca; Gastropoda; Neomphalida; Peltospiridae. Gene Ontology annotation, biological process: intracellular signal transduction. The transcript is spliced from 6 exons. The coding region runs from base 338 to 1660 and encodes 440 amino acids.
ACCUUCCCCUAAAAUCAAAACACUCUUUUUGACUUUAGCUAAGAUUUUUGCGCAGACGAUGUUACGAAAUUAACCUGAUACAUCUGCCGACAAAUUCGGUUGACGGCAGCAGAUGUAUCGAACUAUUUUGAAGUGUGACGCCUCAGAUAAAUGUAACGAAUAUUGCCAUAGACACUGACAGCGAGAAGUUUCAUUUAACUUCAAUGUAAUGAAUCAUUGAAUGUUGCCAUGUUCAAGAUGUUGGGUUGGAAGGAAAUUAUUUAUUUAACGACGCACUCAACACAUUUAAUUACGGUUAUAUGGCGUCGGACAUACGGUUAAGGACGACACAGAAACCAUGAAUCCAGAUGAAGUUGAGAAAUUUCACACAGUCAUCAUAAAUAAUGAUGAAUGUAAAGUUCUCCAAAUGCUACAGGAAGGAAUUGAUGUCAAUGCAGAUCUCAACUUUAAGUCUCCUCUAGGUACCGCAGUGGAGUGUGACCACACUAGAAUUGCUGGCCGCCUCAUUGACCAUGGGGCCGAUGUCAACAAGGCCGACAAGUUCCUCAAGUUCCCGCUGAUCACUGCCAGUCAGCGAGGCAACGUGGAACUGGUACGCAUGUUGCUGAAGGCUGGAGCAAACCACAAGCUGAAGAGACUCAAUGGCAACACCCCACUUCACGAGAGUGUCAGUCGUGGACAUGUCGACGUGGUGCGACAACUUCUGUUGAUGGGGAGCGACAUCAACCAGACGAACAACGGCAAGGAGACGCCGCUACACCUGGCCUGUCUGGCAGGAAAUACUCACAUCGUCAAGGUGCUGAUUGAAUCUGGUGCUAACGUUAAUGCAACUGUUGGUAAAGAUGGCGUAUCACCCAUUCAUCUUGCUGCAUUCCGAGGGUCGGCAGAAAUCGUCGAGUUGUUGAUAAACAAUGGCGCUCCUGUUGAUACUAUGAAAGGGGAUGACUGUCGUACACCACUACACAUCGCUAGCAUAAAGAACUGUAUUGAGGUUGCCAGACUUCUCUUGAGAAACAACUGUAGUGUAGAUGCACUAAGCAUGGGACAAAAUGAAGCCAAAACUCCGCUGAUCCAAGCUGUGGAAUUCGACAACGUUGGAAUUAUUGAUCUGUUAAUAGACGCAGGAGUGGACAUCGAUGUAGGCGACUAUCACGGAGUUACCCCCCUUAUCAGUGCAAUCUUCAAGUCGAACGCCCGCGUCGUGGUGCGACUGGUGCGAGCCAACUGUGACGUGAACAAACCCAGCACGAAUGGGUUGUCUCCCUUGGAUGCGGCAUUAAUGCGUAACGAGUUUAACAUUGUUAAGAUUCUACUUCUAGCCGGAUGCAGCGUUCGAAAGUGUGAACUUGUUGAACUGGAAAAGCUAGAUUCUGAUCUGAUAAAUGUAAAGGACAGGGAAGAAAUAUUUUCUUUCGUCUGCUGUCCAUCACGGUUAUUGCAUCUCUGUCGAAAAGCUAUACUGGAAAAACUAGGUCACCUGCCAUGUCACAAGAUGAGAAAUCUUCCACUGCCCGUGAAUCUGAAGAAAUAUUUGACAUUUCCAGAAUUUGAGGAGAAGAAUUUGUAUCCAUUUGAUGUGGAGGAACAAGAUGAGUUGUGCAUACAAAGAAAACAAGAUGACACGCCAGCAAAUGCAGCUGUUAAUUUCUACUUUAGUUAGUGGUAACCAGAGUUCAAAAUAAGCACAUGUCCAUUGUCCUGACAGGCAAAUUGGAUCUCAGUGGUUAUAGGGUGGACAAGUAAAAGAAAUAAACAAAGCAGUUUCAUAUUUUAAGCAAUCAAAAACGUCGCCCUCACACUGGAAUAAAUCUGGGAUGGGAUGUAGCCCACUGGUAAAGUGCUCGCUUGAUGCAUGGUCGGUUUAGUAUCAAUCCCUGUCUGUGGGCCCAUCGUGCUAUUUCUCGUUCCAGCUAGUGCACCACAACUGGUAUAUCA